Frankliniella occidentalis (western flower thrips) is the source of this 1657-nucleotide messenger RNA. RefSeq lists its product as uncharacterized. Lineage: Eukaryota; Metazoa; Arthropoda; Insecta; Thysanoptera; Thripidae. Bases 153 to 647 code for a protein of 164 amino acids. The record is from RefSeq and is a predicted model, not a curated record. The transcript has 6 exons.
ACCGUCUUUGUUUGGUGGGAAGAAUUGGGAAGCCCUUUGUUCUGGUUCUGGUGGCUCACUUCGAGCGACGAGAAGAGGCCAGUUCUCUCGUAUUCUUUUCGUCUGUGAAGUCUGUGUUUUUUUUUUGUGUGUUUUUUUUUUUUUUUGAAAACAUGGAGAAGAUGCUUUUGAACAGGUUGAAUGGAGAGAUGAAGAAAAUUAAUGAAGGACUGCCACAAGGAGUUGUUAGCCUUGCCCCUGUGGAAGGGGAAAACGGCCCGAAUUUAAUGAAGUGGAGAGGUGCAAUUGAAGGACCAGUUGGGUCAAGUUAUGAGGGAGGACUAUUUAACCUUGAUAUUAUAAUACCAGAUGAUUACCCUCUCUCACCUCCAAAAGUGACAAUGCUUACAAAAAUUUAUCAUCCCAAUAUUAGUAGCUCCGGGUACAUAUGUAUCAGCAUUCUGAAGAGAAGGUCUGAUGAUGGACAGUGGGUGUCAGGCACCACCCUACCAAUGCUCAUGGUUGCUCUACAGAGCCUCUUGUCAGACCCAAAUCCAGAUGAUCCAGUUGUUGCGUCCAUUGCCUCUCAGAUGAAGAAUAAGCCGGAUGAGUACAAGCGCUAUGCUACUGCAUGGACAAAGCGCUAUGCUAUUAAGCGUACUAUGUAAAUGCAGAGUUUAAAAUGUUUUGAUACAGUCAGAAUUAUUGUUAAUGUUGAUUCAUGUAUGCUUCAAUGAAAGUGUUUUUUUUUUAUUUGUAUGGGAAGAUCUUUAGAAAAGUAGGGCCUCUUGCCUGAAUUUGAAUUGAUGCAACUGUGAGGAAAUACUUUUAUAGAGUUUAAUUAAAUCUUAUAAGUGGACUGUAUCAUAUUGCUGUGGAAAGUGUGUCCAUAUUAUGAGAGUUAGUUUUCUGAAUUUUGCUUCAAUACGAUUUAACAUAGUAAUGUUCGAUAUUGAUUUUCUAAGUACCAACAUAUUGUAAAUGCUACUUUAGUUUUAGUUUGUAAACAUUGGUGAACUACCUUGAUUUUAACAUUGUGUUCAGUUAGUUCGGACUGCAAAAAUAUGAGUCUGUAUAAUUUUUAGGAUUUGAUUGAAAAUAGACUGGCUAGAGAAAGGUGAGGUUGAAAUAGUUCUUCUCUCACCUGUGGGAGGAGUGAAAUUGUUUCUUCUUAGCCUAUUUGAGACUGUUUACUUAAUAUACCUGUUAACUUCUUGCGUUUUAGAUUUUUAACUAAAUCUACUUUCAAAGGGGCCCCCUUUCAAAGACCAAAACAAUAAAAAUAAGGAAAAUACAUUUACUAGUACUUCACUGAAAAAAAGUUGUAGGAAUCAGCACCUUCCUUGGGGCGUUAGAUUUCUGUGUUUCGCAGAGGCACUUAAAGAUCAGCAUCCCUGGCAAUGUACUAAGUUGCUAAGUUUCCGGUCGAAGCUUCUACCUCGGACUGUACGACACGUCAGUGUGCUGAGCUUCGGCAUGACGGCCAGCAGGGUGCUGUCGAUAGCAGGUACCUCACACGAUGGGCUCGGUGCUUUGGAGUGGUGCCUUCUUGUCUUGAGGUUGAUACGGCUCUCCUUGGCCAUGCCUUGGCAAUAUAGGAGAGCUGGGCGGGGUUGAAUGGGGUCGUGACGGCGGACAAGGCUUCUGCAGAGCAGACCAUGGUAGCCGACGCAGGCAU